CUAGUUGAGGGCCAAGACUAUAAAACUCCUCAUCAUCGCACCUCGCCUUGCCCUCUUUUUUUUUUCUUCUUCACCCAUAGGUCUCUCAUUCAUCCUCCCUCUCCCUCUCCUUUCCCGCUUUCCCUGUUUCUCCUUCUUUCCAGCAGUCGCCAUGGUCAGGCUCAACGAUCCCAUGACCCAGGUCAUCAUCCUGGGUUUCAUCUGUUUCUGCUGCCCUGGAAUGUUCAACUCCCUCCAGGGUACCGGUCAGUACGGCCUUUCCUCCAAGGACUCUGAUGUCGGUAACCGCGCCGGUACCGCUCUUUCCCUCGUGUUCGCUUUCUCCUCCCUCUUCGCUGGCGCUCUCUUCAACAUUCUCGGUCACCGUGUUCUUCUCAUUCUCGGAGGCUUGACUUAUGUCCUCUAUGUUGGAUCAUACCUUGCCUACUUCUACAUCCAAUCCAUCGUCUUUGUCGUCAUUGCCUCCUGCUUGCUUGGUAUUGGUGCUGGUUGGUUGUGGACUGCCCAGGGUGCCGUCAUGAUGGGUUACCCACCAGAGAACGAGAAGGGCAAGUACUUCUCCAUCUUCUGGGGUAUCUUCAACACUGGUGCCGUCAUCGGUAACGUUAUCCCCCUCGGUAUUCAGUGGAACGACGAAACAGCCGGCGGUGCCAACACUGCCUCGUACGCUGGCUACAUGAUCGUCAUGACCAUCGGUGCUCUCAUCUCUGUCUUCUUGCUGCCCACCUCCAAGGUCAUCCGCAGGGAUGGUUCCCACGUCGUCAAGAUCAAGUACUCGAGCCCCAUCUCCGAGCUCAAGUCUGUCUUUGCCCUUUUCAAGGACUGGCGCAUGUUGGCUCUCAUCCCCAUGUUCUUCACCUCCAACUGGUUCUACACCUACCAAUUCACCGCUGUUAACGGCUCUAACUUCACGACCCGCUCCCGUAACAUGAACUCGAUGUCGUACUGGGCCGCCCAGAUUAUCGCCUCGAUCCUCUACGGAAAGUUCUUGGAUCGCGCUCAGUGGACCCGUCCCACCCGUGCUCGCUAUGGUCUCAUUCUCUUGACCAUUGUGUUGCUCGCCACCUGGAUCGGAGGCAUCAUCUUCCAGACCACCUUCGGACCCCGCAAUCCCAUCCAGGAGGAUGGCGUGUGGGUCAAGAACCCCGCUGACUUCCACAUGAUUGAUCUUGUUCACAACACUGGCGAGUACAUUGGACCAUACUUCUUGUACUUCUUCUAUGGUGUUACUGAUGCCAUGUACCAGGGUUACUCUUACUGGUUGAUGGGUGCCCUCACCAACGACACCAACCAGGCUGCUCGCUUCGCCGGUUUCUACAAGUUCAUCCAGAACUUGGGAGGUGUCUUGGCUCCCGUUGUCCAGACCUCGGUCAUCGGUAACGCCCCCUCGAAGGGCUACAAUGCUGAGCACCCCAAGACCGCUGGUAUGGGCGAGCUCAUCAUCUGCGUUGUCCUCGUCUUUGUCGGUGUCCUCGGUGCCUUCCCCGUCGCCUUCAAGGCCGUCCAGGAGCACACCAUUGAGGAUGAUGAUGAGGCCGCUGAUGAGAAGCAUGAAGCCACCUUCGAGGAGGUCAAGGGAUAAAAAGUUUUUCUAUUUUUUAUACCAAUAUGUUUUUGUCAUUUACCCUAAUUACUCUAGUCGCUUGGAGCUGCUUAUUGCAAAGAAUAAAGCGUUACCAAAGUAUACCUCCACAGAACUAAGGAUGAGUAUGAGAGCGAGGUCAAUAAGAGUGACAAAAGGGAGCUGUAUAUUUCUUUUUGCCAAAU
Messenger RNA from Gamsiella multidivaricata, 1767 nucleotides. RefSeq names its product major facilitator superfamily domain-containing protein. Bases 152 to 1582 code for a protein of 476 amino acids. The record is from RefSeq and is a predicted model, not a curated record. The transcript is spliced from 2 exons. Gene Ontology annotation, molecular function: transmembrane transporter activity. NCBI's taxonomy places the organism in Eukaryota, Fungi, Mortierellomycota, Mortierellomycetes, Mortierellales, Mortierellaceae.